GGCGUGGGGAGGAGUCUGCAAACUUUCACUCCGAGGGCAUUGUGGGAAGCAGCCAUGGUCUAAGGCGGCCCCCUCACCUGUCAGCCGCGCGGGCUCCUGCGCUCGGCUCUGGCCUUCGGAGUCCACCGCGUUCGCUGGUCACAGGGCGGGGACUGCGGCAGGGCCACCAUGAUCCAUUUCAUAUUGCUCUUCAGUCGACAAGGCAAGCUACGGCUGCAGAAAUGGUACACCACGCUCUCCGACAAGGAACGGAAAAAGAUCACCCGGGAAAUUGUCCAGAUCAUCCUCUCUCGUGGUCACAGGACAAGCAGUUUUGUUGACUGGAAGGAGCUGAAACUUGUGUAUAAAAGGUAUGCUAGUUUAUAUUUUUGCUGUGCAGUAGAAAAUCAGGACAAUGAGCUCUUGACACUAGAGGUUGUACAUCGUUAUGUGGAGUUGCUCGACAAAUAUUUUGGAAAUGUCUGUGAGCUGGAUAUCAUCUUUAAUUUUGAGAAGGCGUAUUUCAUCCUUGAUGAGUUUAUCAUAGGUGGAGAAGUUCAAGAGACAUCCAAGAAAGUUGCUGUCAAAGCCAUUGAAGACUCUGACAUGUUACAGGAGACCAUGGAAGAAUACAUGAACAAGCCAGCAUUUUAACUGCAUGGUUACUGGAAGGUUUGGAGUGGUAGAUCGUGUGGACUUCAUGAAGAAACACCUUGUAUCCAGUCUUUUCACAGAGCCCAUGGCAGCAUGCCAAAUGCAUAACUUGAAGGGAUUCUUAUUAACCCGCAAAACCUUGAAGUUGUCAUUCAUAAUAUACUCAUAAUACUAUAAGUCUGUAUU
Molecule: messenger RNA, 819 nt
Organism: Ochotona princeps (American pika)
Lineage: Eukaryota; Metazoa; Chordata; Mammalia; Lagomorpha; Ochotonidae
Gene: AP1S3
Product: adaptor related protein complex 1 subunit sigma 3
Exons: 5
Coding region: 169-633 (154 amino acids)
Biological process (GO): intracellular protein transport; vesicle-mediated transport
Cellular component (GO): AP-1 adaptor complex; membrane coat; intracellular membrane-bounded organelle
Molecular function (GO): clathrin-cargo adaptor activity
Source: RefSeq, a predicted model, not a curated record